Acomys russatus (golden spiny mouse) is the source of this 709-nucleotide messenger RNA. RefSeq names its product HR upstream open reading frame (gene Hrurf). NCBI's taxonomy places the organism in Eukaryota, Metazoa, Chordata, Mammalia, Rodentia, Muridae. The record is from RefSeq and is a predicted model, not a curated record. The coding region runs from base 463 to 567 and encodes 34 amino acids. The transcript has 2 exons.
UCCCCGCCCGGAUUAGUGGCAGCUUGGCCUGACUCUCCGGGGCUCCUUCCCCCGCCCUGCCUGCUGCCCACCCCUGGGCAGGGGGCUACUCUGCCUGAGGGGCACUGUGCUUGCCCAGGGUGCUGGAGGAGGAAACCGGCGGAACAGCUUCCCCACUCUCAGUUGCGCGUCUGGCGAUGGCGAUCAGAGGUCCUGCUGCGCUCUCCGCUGCGCUCUCCCUCCAUUAGCCGCGCUACGCGGUGCUGCGCCCUCGCUGGUGCCUCUCUCCUGGCUCACGGGAUCGGCCCCCCACUUCCAGGCACGACCCCCUUCCCCGCCCCUCGGCCUUUCCCCCCCACUCAGCCAUCUCCGACCCGGGGCGCGUGUUCCCCCCGGCCCGGCUCCUUCUCUCCCUCCGGGGACACCCGCUCCCUAGCCCCGGCCCGACCCUCCCCAAAGCGCAGCACGGAGUCUCGGCGUCCCAUGGCGCAACCUACAGCCUCGGCCCAGAAGCUGGUGCGGCCCAUCCGCGCCGUGUGCCGCAUCCUGCAAAUCCCGGAGUCCGACCCCUCCAACCUGCGGCCCUAGAGCGCCCCGGAGGCCCUGGGGAAAAGAGAGCGCGAGCGCGCUGAGCAGACAGCGGGAGAACGCCCCGAAGCCGGCCCAUGGGGAGCGAGUGCCCAGCGCCGGCUAGCACGACCGCCGCCCACACCGCGCCCGGCCAGUGAAG